Dicentrarchus labrax (European seabass) is the source of this 1337-nucleotide messenger RNA. Its product is annotated as glyoxal reductase-like. NCBI's taxonomy places the organism in Eukaryota, Metazoa, Chordata, Actinopteri, Moronidae. Bases 246 to 1103 code for a protein of 285 amino acids. Gene Ontology annotation, molecular function: oxidoreductase activity. The record is from RefSeq and is a predicted model, not a curated record. The transcript is spliced from 7 exons.
CCAUGCCCCAUGUGAGUUCUCAGAUUGUUCUGGGUCUGACUGUCCAGAGGCUGUGUGCUCAAAGCACUCAAAGUCAGUUGGCGCUCAUCAAAUUGUAUAAUUAUAAUGUUUUUUUAAGGAGGGUGUGGCCUAAUAUUUAAGAAGGCUGUGAGGAAGAAGCUCCUGGCAAAAUCCCUUCAGAUGAAACAAAACUCAGGUCUUAUUGCUCUCGGUUAGGUCACAUUGAUACAGUCUUCCAAAAGAUCAUGUCUUCUACACAGAGCUGGACUUGUCCCACAGUUAAACUUUCAAAUGGGAUGCAAAUCCCAAUACUUGGAAUAGGCACAUCCCAAGUUGGAGGAUUCUCUCAAGAUACUGUUUUGUAUGCAGUCCGUGAUUGUGGCAUACGCCUCAUUGACACGUCAAAGUAUAAUGGCUUUGAGGUGCAGCUGGCUGAAGUUAUCAGAGACAGUGGGGUACCCCGAAGUGACCUGUGGCUCACUAAUAAACUCUGGCCAGAGGACUAUGGAUGUGAAACUGCCAAGAAGGCCUUUGAGAAAUCCUGCUCCCAGAUGGGGGUGGAAUAUCUUGACAUCUACAUGUUGCACUGGCCUGGAUCGAUGCCACCUGGUCACUGCAAUAGAGAACUGAGAGCUGAGGCCUGGAAAGCUUUGGAGGAACUUCAUGAAGAGGGGUUGUGUCGUACUAUUGGGGUUAGCAACUUUAUGAUUCACCACCUGGAGCAGUUGAAGCAGGACUGUACUGUGGUGCCACAUGUUAAUCAAGUGGAGUACCAUCCAUUCCAACAGCCCAAUAAACUGAUCGAGUACUGCCUUAAGGAGGGUAUUGCAUUUCAGGGGUACUGCCCUCUGGCCAAGGGUCAAGCCCUAAGCAACCCCACUAUUGUCCAGCUGGCACAGAAGUACAAACGUACACCUUCUCAGAUCUGCAUCCGCUGGAGUAUUCAGAAUGGAGCCAUUACAAUACCAAAGUCAACCAAAAAGGAGCGUGUUUUAGAAAAUUGUCAGGUGUUUGGAUUCCAGCUGGAGGAGGAAGACAUGGAGGCUAUAAACAAGUUGCAUGAUGGGAGACAUGUGUCCUGGGAUCCAACAAAUGUGGAGUAACAAUAUGUGAGAAAACUUGGCGUGUAUGUCCUGGAAUUAGUUUUGUCAUUAGUUGAAGAACUAAUAGCACAAGGCCUAUUUUCUGCAAUAAAUAAAAUGAGCAACUGAUGCCUAAAAACAAAUAAGCCUCUUUUAUGAAGUUAUCAUAUGAGGGGCACUGCAUUGUUCUGGAAGCUUUAACAAAGAGCUUAUGUAGUUCCUCACUUUUAUUUCGAAAGAAAAUUAAACAAUUCU